AUGUUUUAUGAAAGGCUCUCGGGCAACAGCCUGCUCUGCGUUGCCAAAUUGGCAGGGGGUGUGAGCUUUAUGCUUUACGGCUACGAUGCUGGCGUCUUGGGAGGAGUUCAGUCAACAAAGCCGUUUCUUGAUGCCAUCCAGAAUCCCAAAGGAAGUUAUAUUAUUCCGAUGAUUGCUUCCUCCUACAGUCUAUCUGCCACAUUGAGUUCCGUCAUCUGCAUGUUCACGGGUAUGAAGAUGGGUCGCAGAAACUCUAUUUUGAUGGGAAAUGCUAUCGUGGUAAUCGGCGGAGCCCUCCAGGCUUCGUCUUUUUCCGUGGCUCAAAUCAUUGUCGGCAGACUUUUAUCUGGAUUUGGCAUGGGCUUCAUCUCAGCUACUGUUCCAAUGUAUAUCUCUGAACUUUCUAUUGAAGCUUCCCAGAGGGGACCGGCCGUGGGAUGGCAAAUUGUGAUUCUGAUCAGCGGCAUUCCUCUAGCUUACUGGAUAGACCUGGGUUUCACUCAAAUGACCAACCAAGUUUCCUGGCGCUUUCCCAUCGCAUUGCAAUCAGGCUUCGCGUUCACUUCCGCUACCUUGUUUUCCGUCCUUCCCGAUACACCCCGCUGGUACUAUGCUAACAGCCGGGAACGGGAGGGAGACUUGAUUCUGUCCAAACUCCAUGAAAAACCAAUUGACGACGCUCGAGUACAAGCAAUGCGCUGUGAAAUUUUGGAAAAUAUCAAGUUUGAGCGAGAAGCUGGGCAUAGUUUCCGGAUCAUGGAUUUGAUCUGGGAUAAGUCUGAUCUCCGUGUUGGCCGACGACUGCGUACUGGAUUUAUCCUCUAUAUGCUUGACAACCUGAUGGGUAUUAAUAUGAUGGUCUACUUCUCCACUACGAUAUUUGCCAAUAUAGGCCUGUCUUCAUUCUUGUCGCAUGUUCUCGCGGCAGUGAUGAACACUCUGUUUGCCAUUGGUUGUGUAGCCAUGCCGCUGACUGUUGAGCGAUUUGGACGCCGGAACCUCAUGCUAUGGGGCGGUAUGGGCUGUACCAUCUGCAUGCUGCUCUUCGUCCUUCUGAUUUGUCUACCGGAGCACUUGAUCAACAAUAAGACGCGGUGGUCUGCUGUGGCCAUGGUAGUUUGCUUCAACUUUUUCUUCGGUUGGGGCUGGGUCGGCGUUCCGUGGCUUUAUCCAUCCGAAAUUUCACCACUUCAGCAGCGGCACAUAGGCGGCGCGAUGGCUGCCCUUGGAGAAUGGCUAUUUGCUUUUGUCACAAUUUUCGCCGGCGGCAUCGCGCUUGACCGUGUUGGGCCAAUGAUUUGGAUUUGGAAUCUGCUUUCUUGCGCUCUCGCUGUCGUUUACGUUUACUUCUGUUGUCCUGAGACAACUGGUCUUUCUCUCGAAGAGGUUGACAUACUAUACGCAAAGUCUGAGGUAAAGGAAAGGUUGCUGACUAUGCGGGAGAAUGGUAAUAACUCAUCUGUGGAAGAGAAGAGUAGCGUAUUGCAGCACAUUAAAGCGACUGGGGCUGCAGCGUAG
Talaromyces proteolyticus is the source of this 1518-nucleotide messenger RNA. Its product is annotated as putative sugar transporter STL1. The record is from RefSeq and is a predicted model, not a curated record. The transcript is spliced from 13 exons. Bases 1 to 1518 code for a protein of 505 amino acids. Gene Ontology annotation, cellular component: membrane. Gene Ontology annotation, biological process: transmembrane transport; carbohydrate transport. Gene Ontology annotation, molecular function: carbohydrate:proton symporter activity. NCBI's taxonomy places the organism in Eukaryota, Fungi, Ascomycota, Eurotiomycetes, Eurotiales, Trichocomaceae.